Messenger RNA from Triticum turgidum subsp. durum (durum wheat), 402 nucleotides. Lineage: Eukaryota; Viridiplantae; Streptophyta; Magnoliopsida; Poales; Poaceae. The record is from the annotation of a GenBank genome assembly.
AUGGACGGCAGCAAGGCGAAGAAGGUGGCGGCGAAGAAGUUCGGCGGGCCGAGGAAGAAGUCGGUGACCAAGUCCAUCAAGGCUGGGCUCCAGUUCCCCGUCGGCCGCCUCGCCGCCGUCCUCGAGUACCUCGCCGCUGAGGUGCUGGAGCUGGCCGGCAACGCCGCCAAGGACAACAAGAAGACGAGGAUCGUGCCGAGGCACCUGCUGCUGGCCAUCCGCAACGACCAGGAGCUCGGGAGGCUGCUGAGCGGCGUCACCAUCGCCCACGGCGGCGUGAUCCCCAACAUCAACCCGGUGCUGCUCCCCAAGAAGGCCGCCGAGAAGGCGGAGAAGGCCGGCACCGCCGCCAAGUCGCCCAAGAAGGCCACCAAGUCCCCCAAGAAGGCCACCAAGGCCUAG